AUGGAUCCGCCGAACGACUUUCGAUCCACGGUGCUACAAGCGCCUUCGCGCCGCGACGGCGAGGAGGACCGCGAACGCGACCGUGAUCGUGAACGUGAUCGUGAACGUGAACGCGGUGAUCGCGACAGACGUCACCUCCACGACAUUAGCUCUCUCGUCUCGCCCCAGGCACCACCGCCACCGCGACACGCCGGCUUCAGCCUGCGCUCGCCGACCCAGUCCGACUUCCAACACCCGCACGCGCACUCGCACGCGCACUCGUCGUCCGCCUACUCGUCGCCACAUCAUCAGCAGCCGCCAUCGCACCAUCACGACCAUCGCUCGCCGCCGCCCUCGUCGCGAUCCCAUCAGCCCGUGCUCUCCCAUCCGACCCCGUUCAGCUCGUCUUCGGGCCCCGUCGGUCCUCUCGCGCCCACGCUGCCAGCUCUCGCCGGAGCCUCGUCGUCGCCCUCAUCGGGCGCCCACCUGCAAGGCCCGCCUCUGUCGCCUCUGCACCCGCCCAGCGGUGCUUACUACCCCCCGCCCGAGUCGCAGUCGCAGUCGCAGUCCCAGUCCCAGUCCCAGUCGUCGCAGAAAACUUCGACCCUACGCGAUGCCAAGCCGACGACGAGCAGCUAUUACGACCCGCUGACCGAUACCACAAGAGAGAGGAGGAUAUCAGAUGCAGCCGCGCCGCGGUACCCUGCAUCAUCAGUGCAGGCAUCACCACCAAAGCCGCGCGACCCGUAUCCCUACUCGCAGGCUUCCACGCCUGCCGACCAUCAGCAGCAGCAUCACGCCUAUUAUCGAAACGGCAGUCACGCCUCGCCAGGCCCCACGACCUACUCGCCACGGAGUCCCGUCUCGCACGCCCACGCCGCACCGCCCCUGACCGGUUCCAUCAGUCCAUCCAUCCGCCCGCCGCCGCUGCACAUGACCUCGCCCAACGCGAGACGAGCUGCUUCUCCUGCUGCACACCACGCGUCCUCGAAUGGUACCUCACACGUCGUGCCCCCCAUGGCCAAGUCCGACGUCUCGCCUCUGAAGGCGCCGGCGGCAGCUCCGGCCAGUACCCCGAGUCGUGCCGACCCCAUGUCCUUUUCCAACAUCUUGUCGAGUUCCGAGCCUGUCGCCAAGCCUAGAGCGCCAUCGCCCCCCCCGGUUGCUGUCAUGGAAGAGCGCGCCCACGAGCCCAAGGCCGAGGUCGAGACCGAGACCGAGCCCGAACGCAAUGACCGGACCAUGAUGGACAUUGAUACCGAGGUCGAGGCCGAGCCUGAAUUCGACGCGCCCACCCCCAAGAUUCACAUCGCCAAAGGCAAAUCGCGCGAUUCAACACCGACCGUCAAGGAGAAGAAGGCUAAGGUGCCGAGGAAAUCCAAGUCGCGUGCUUCCGAUAUCAGAGACGCAGAGUCGACGCCUAAGACCAGUCGGCGUGCCUCGUCUGCUCGUGAGACGCCCACACCCCGUGUCCCUGUCAAGAGGCAGGCCAACGGCCAGCCCAAGCAGAAAGUGCUCUCCGCCGACAAGGAGAAGAAGGUGCAGGCCCAGAUUGCCAAGCUCGACGCCGAGACCGACGACGUCGACGACACAGAGCUCGAUGACGAGCAUCGGAGCUUCCGGCAGCGCGGCCAGAAGCGUCGCCGUAUCAUGCAGAACUUGGAGGCUCAACACAACGACAGGCGUCGCACGCAUGGCAGUGAGAAGAUUGUCAACCGCAUCAACACGCACACGGAGCAGAGCAAGCGACGCUACGAUGAGCUCUACUACGAGGAGGCUCUCCAAGAGGUCCGUGAACGCGAGCUGUAUGCCGAAAAGGAGCGUAAGAAGGACAUGCAGCGCAAACGUCGGCGCGAAAAGUCCAUGGCCGUCACCAUGGAAGCCAAGAAGGCCGCACUGGAGAAGGCCCGCCUCGCCGAGGACGACGACGAGAAGGCCCGCCACCUGCGUGAUGCCGAGCGCGCCAACAAGAAGGCCCAGCAGACGAAGCUGAUUCUUCAGAAGGGCAUCAAGGGGCCCGCACGCAACCUCGAGCUCAACCUCGAAGGCGGCACCAUGUCCACGUUCCAAGCGUCCGACAUGGAGCCCGGCACCAAAACCAAGGGCAAAGGUCGCGGAGGUCCCAGGCCGAAGAAGUCGAAGGAGCAGAAGCAAGCCGAGAAGGACUCUGCCGAGGCUGCCCAGCGCGCGCUCGACGCCGGCGAAGAGCUGCCACCCAAGGACGAGUCGAAGAUUCGCAUCAAGCUCAACAAGUCCAAGUCCAAGGACAAGGAGAAGAAGGAGAAGAAGGACAAGGACAAGGACAAGGAAAAGGAGGACGGCGCCGACGUCGAUGCCACCGAAGCCGAUGAGGAGGUGAAGGAGCCCAAGGAGCCCAAGCCCGCCAAAGAGAAGGUCGAGGAGCCACCGAGCAAGGACGCCAAGUUCCAGACCAAGGGCUACAACCAGAUCUACGACCAAAUCUGGCGCGAUCUCGCACGCAAGGAUGUCAACAAGACCUUCAAGCUGGCUGCCGAGUCUUACCAGGUCAAGUCGUCCAACCUCAAGAAAACGGCCAUCCUUGCUUCCAAAGAGGCCAAACGCUGGCAGCUGCGCACGAACAAGGGCACCAAGGACCAGCAGGCGCGCGCCAAGCGAGUCAUGCGUGACAUGAUGGGCUUCUGGAAGCGCAACGAGCGCGAGGAGCGUGACCUUCGCAAGGCCGCCGAGAGGCAGGAGCUCGAGAAUGCGCGCAAGGAGGAAGCCGACCGUGAGGCAGCCCGCCAGAAGAGGAAGCUCAAUUUCUUGAUCUCGCAGACGGAGCUCUACUCUCACUUUAUCGGCAAGAAGAUCAAGACGGCCGAGGUCGAGAGGAGUACCGACAAUCCUGAACUCGCCAGCGAGAACAAGGAGGUGACGCAACAAAACGAGGCCAUGGACAUUGACGAGGCGAGCAACGUCGGUGGCAAGGUCACCAACUUUGAGAACCUCGACUUCGACGCCGAGGACGAGACGGCGUUGCGGCAGGCCGCCAUGGCGAAUGCGCAGAACGCCAUUGCUGAGGCGCAGGCCAAGGCGAGGGCGUUCAACAACCAGGACAAGGACGGCGGCGACAUGGACAUGGACGAGGAGGGCGAGAUGAACUUCCAGAACCCCACGGGCCUCGGCGACGUCGAGAUCGGCCAGCCCAAACUCAUCAAUGCACAGCUCAAAGAAUACCAGCUCAAGGGUCUCAACUGGUUGGCCAACCUCUACGAGCAAGGCAUCAACGGCAUUCUCGCCGACGAGAUGGGUCUCGGCAAGACUGUGCAGUCCAUCUCGGUCAUGGCCUACCUCGCCGAGAAGUACGAUAUCUGGGGCCCCUUCCUUGUUGUUGCACCAGCCUCCACCCUGCACAACUGGGAGCAGGAAAUUCGCAAGUUCGUUCCUGAAUUCAAGAUUCUGCCGUACUGGGGCUCUGCCGGCGACCGAAAGGUGCUCCGCAAGUUCUGGGACCGCAAGCACGUCACGUACAAGAAGGAAGCCGCCUUCCACGUCUGCGUCACCUCGUACCAGCUCGUUGUCUCCGAUGUCGCCUACUUCCAGAAGAUGAAGUGGCAGUACAUGAUUCUCGACGAGGCGCAGGCCAUCAAGAGCUCGCAGAGUUCUCGUUGGAAGAGUCUCCUCGGCUUCCACUGCCGCAACCGACUUCUGCUUACCGGUACACCCAUUCAGAACAACAUGCAGGAACUGUGGGCACUGCUCCAUUUCAUCAUGCCGUCGCUGUUCGACUCGCACGAUGAGUUCAGCGAAUGGUUCUCCAAGGACAUUGAAUCGCACGCGCAGAGUAACACGAAGCUCAACGAGGACCAGCUCAAGCGUCUGCACAUGAUUCUGAAGCCGUUCAUGUUGCGUCGUGUCAAGAAGCACGUGCAGAAGGAACUGGGUGACAAGAUUGAGAAAGACAUCUUCUGCGAUCUCACCUACCGACAGCGAGCCAUCUACGCCAACCUCCGGAACCAGAUCAGCAUCAUGGACCUCAUCGAGAAGGCGACAACAGGCGACGACAAUGACUCGGGCACACUGAUGAACCUCGUCAUGCAAUUCCGCAAGGUUUGCAACCACCCCGACCUGUUUGAGCGUGCCGACACGACGUCACCCUUUGCGUUUGGCUACUUUGCGGAGACGGCUUCAUUCAUCCGCGAGGGCAACAAUGUCGACGUUGGCUACUCGACACGCAACAUGAUUGAGUAUGACCUCCCGCGGCUGGUCUGGCGAGAGGGCGGUCGCCUCAACAAGGCUGGCAGAGACAACCAAAAGGCCGGCUGGCGGAACAAGAGCCUGCAGCAUCUCUUCAACAUUUGGACGCCGGAAAACGUCCGCGAGAGCGCCAAGGGUGCCGAAGCCUUUUCGUGGCUGCGGUUUGCGGAUGUCAGCGCUGGCGAUGUCUAUCGGGCAACUCAUCAAGACUCGUUCACCCGCGCUGUCGAGCUUGCGCAGCACAGCGACCGCCUCGGUCACAUGCAGAUCGCAUAUGACGAUGGGGAAGAUGAAAACUUCACGCCGGCCCAUGCCCUCUUCCAGAUCAAGGCACGAAACGACCGCAAGCCGCUGGCCGAAGUCACACAAGGGGGCAUACUGGCGAACCUCAUGAAUGUGGCACGCAGCGACUACAACGAGUCUGGGCUCGGCCGCCUGGAGCAGGCUGCGCGCCCGAGCGCGUCUGCGCCCCCCAUCGAGGUCGGCUGUCUCAGCAGCGGCACCAACAUUGAGCGUGAGGGUGUCCUGUUCAACCCGGCGAUCCGUAAGAUGCUGGCCGGCCCCACGCCUAUCGAGGAGAAGGCCCUGGUCACACAGCAGGUGCCGCUCGCUCAUUAUCCUCCCCCGGCCAUGCUGCCCGCACCCGACAACGAGAAGAAGAAGUUCACGAACAUUGGAGUGCCGUCGAUGCGCCGCUUCGUCACAGACAGCGGCAAGCUGGCCAUGCUGGACGGUUUGCUGUUCAAGCUCAAGAACGAGGGUCACCGUGUCCUGUUGUACUUCCAGAUGACGCGCAUGAUUGAUCUCAUGGAGGAGUACCUCACGUACCGGAACUACAAGUACUGUCGACUUGAUGGUUCCACCAAGCUCGAGGACAGACGAGACACGGUGGCUGACUUCCAGACGCGGCCCGAAAUCUUCAUCUUCCUGCUGUCCACUCGUGCUGGUGGUCUCGGCAUCAACCUGACAACCGCAGACACGGUCAUCUUCUACGAUUCGGAUUGGAACCCCACCAUUGACUCGCAGGCCAUGGACCGCGCUCACAGACUGGGUCAGACCAAGCAGGUCACCGUCUAUCGUCUCAUCACGCGUGGCACGAUCGAGGAGCGGAUUCGCAAGCGCGCGCUGCAGAAGGAGGAGGUGCAGCGCGUCGUCAUCCAGGGUGGUGGUGCCAGUGUCGAUUUCUCGGGCCGUCGUGCGCCGGAGAACCGCAACCGCGACAUCGCCAUGUGGCUGGCCGAUGACGACCAGGCGGAGAUGAUCGAGCGGCGCGAGAAGGAGAUGCUCGAAGCCGGCGAGUUUGACAAGCCGCCGGGCGCGACGAAGAAGAAGGCCGCCGCCAAGAGGAAGCGGCCGGUCGGCGACGGUGUCAGUCUCGACGAGAUGUACCACGAGGGCGAAGGCAACUUUGAUGAUAAACAGGCCUCGGGUACGGCGACGCCGGUCGCAGCGGAAGCCGACGCGAAGGGGACGAAAAAGCGACGCGGCGGCGUCACGGGCAAGAAGGCCAAGAGCAUGAAGCAGCGUCUCGCUAUCGCAGACGGACAGGUGGACGGAUAG
This is a messenger RNA of Verticillium nonalfalfae, 5757 nucleotides long. It is a transcript of the gene INO80, whose product is annotated as putative DNA helicase ino80. Gene Ontology annotation, biological process: DNA repair; chromatin remodeling; DNA-templated transcription. Gene Ontology annotation, molecular function: histone binding; ATP binding; DNA binding. Lineage: Eukaryota; Fungi; Ascomycota; Sordariomycetes; Glomerellales; Plectosphaerellaceae. The coding region runs from base 1 to 5757 and encodes 1918 amino acids. The transcript has 4 exons. The record is from RefSeq and is a predicted model, not a curated record. Gene Ontology annotation, cellular component: Ino80 complex; nucleus.